Messenger RNA from Hyla sarda, 3652 nucleotides. It is a transcript of the gene RASSF8, whose product is annotated as Ras association domain family member 8. The transcript has 6 exons. Gene Ontology annotation, biological process: signal transduction. The record is from RefSeq and is a predicted model, not a curated record. Lineage: Eukaryota; Metazoa; Chordata; Amphibia; Anura; Hylidae. The coding region runs from base 994 to 2247 and encodes 417 amino acids.
CUGCUUAGGGCUGGGUGUUCCGCUCAUGGGCCGCUCAUAGAUUAUUAUUGUUACGAGUUCUGGGUCCGGUGGUCACAUCUGGUAGACAUUUCCACACGCCGCGGUGUUCUCUACUUUUCCGAGACUUUUUUCACCCAAAAAAAGACCCGUUCCACCCUGCGCAGGGCGGGAUCGGGGCGAUAAUCCUGCGCACUCCAUAGUGACGAAUCACCUGUCCUGACAAACCGACGGGUUCAUCCGAAAGCGGCGGCACAUUACCGAUCCAUUAUAACUUAUAAAUAGACUUUAUUACACCAAUUACACAGGGAGGGGCGCCGUGUAGCUAUUUCGGCUCUUCGAAGGGAGCGUGUGCUCUUUUAAUAACAAGAGUUCAGCCCUGGGCCUUCUUAAAGGGACAGUACACACAUCACCUUCUGAAUUGUACUCGCUGCUAUCAGCCAAUGCACAUAUCUAUUGGAGCCGUGUUCAAACAGUUCCUUUUUAUUUUCUGCUAUUUUUGUACUAUUGUAUCUAAAAUGGCGCCUUUCCUGUGGCUAGUUUAACGGAAAUUGCACUGUUUGAACCCUAUAACGCCCCCACAAAGAUUUUAAGCUGCUGACUUUUAGGAUUUUCUGGCCCUUUAAAUACUGCCGCUCAUGUCAUAGUCAAGGUGAUAAACGAAAAAAAAAAAGUUUACCACAGGGGUCAUCGGCUGACUAACCUCCGAGCGACAUGUGAUGUGUUCCGUGAAGCUGCAAUUAGCGCGGCCCCCGCAGCGCAAGCAGCCUUAUUACAUGACCAGGUGCAGUGAUCAGACUCCACCCCCUCUCUCUGCAAAGCCAGAGGAUCCAUGGGAAAUGUAGGCAGCAUUGGAAUAACAUCCAGUGUGGCUGAAAACUCAUGCUUGCCACAUCAGCUAAAACAGUUUACCGUGACGCGGUUUCCCCCCGCCGAACAUGACGUGACGUCUGAAGGAGCGCAGCCCAGAACCCCCUGCCGCCUCCCGCCCUCAUCAUGGAGCUCAAAGUAUGGGUAGACGGGGUCCAGAGAAUCGUCUGCGGGGUGACGGAGGCGACCACCUGCCAAGAAGUUGUCAUCGCCCUGGCGCAGGCCAUAGGUCGCACCGGGAGAUACACUUUAAUAGAAAAAUGGAGAGAUUCAGAGAGGCACUUGGCCCCUCACGAGAAUCCGGUAAUCGCUCUAAACAAGUGGGGACAGUAUGCGAGCGACGUGCAGCUGAUUCUGAGACGCACCGGACCGUCUCUGAGCGAACGCCCUACGUCAGACAGCAUCGCCCAUGUGCCCGAGAGGAACCUGUACAGGCAAAGCCUGCCCCCCCUGGCCAAACUGAGGCCCCAAAACGAUAAGUCCAUAAAGAGGCGUGAACCAAAGAGGAAAUCAUUGACUUUUACCGGUGGAGCCAAAGGACUUAUGGACAUUUUCGGUAAAGGUAAAGAGUCUGAAUUUAAGCAGAAGGUGCUUAAUAACUGCAGGACGACGGGCGAGGACCUAAAGAAACUCAUCCACCUACAGUCCGAGAAGCUGCUGACCCUCGAGAAGCAUCUGGACUCCAGCGAUGCCGAAAUGCGAUAUUGGGAGCAGAAGUACAAGUCUGGCUUAGAGGGGGAAAUUGGGAAAUGGGAGCAAAAGAUCAAACGGAACGACGUGGAGAUCGGGGAGGAGGAGUUCUGGGAGAACGAGUUUCAGAUCGAGGUGGAAAACGAAAAGCAACUCAAGGAACAACUGGAGGAGAUGACCCAACGUAUGCUCCAGUGCGAGAGCCAGCUGAAGGACUACCAGAGCCAAAUCCAGACCAUAGAGAGCGGGAUUGAGGCCGAGAGGUUACAGAUGGCCAUGCAAGAGACGCAGAUCAAUGAAGAAAUCGUCAGAGGGAAGAUCGAGAAGAUCAAAGGGGACAUGGAGGUCCAGGGGCAGGAGAGUGUACGGCUGGAGAACGGCGCCAAGGCCGUAGAGCGAUCUCUGGGACAAGCUGCUAAGAGGUUAUUGGAGCGAGAGCAGGAACUCGAACAGUUGACCAAAGAACUCCGACAAGUGAAUCUCCAACAGUUUAUCCAGCAGACUGGUACCAAGGUUACGGUGCUGCCUGCAGAGCCUAGCGAGACGGAAUUCCCAACGCCAGAAAAAGAGCCACCAUUCCAGUCAGGGUCUCUAAAGCGGCCCGUGACUUCGAGACAACUUCCGAGUAACCUAAGGAUCCUCCAGAAUGCCUUGUCUUCAGGCUUUAACCCCGAGGGCAUCUACGUAUAACUACACGCCGCUUUCGGGUGAACUCUACAAAAAAGACCGGCUGUGGACGUUACUUUACAUUUCUACACAACUCUCCUACCUUGAAGAGUAGCGAGUUCUCCUCAUCAUUCGGCUUUCAGGCUUAAGAAGUCUUGAAACCUAAUUCCCCUCAAUCCACCCCCCCCCCCCCCAUGUAUUUUUCCAACUCUUCGCGAGGAAAUCACCGAUGGAAACCAUCAAAUAAGUAUCGAGCAAUACGACAUUGCUGACGUGUCGGCCUGAGGUCGACACUUUUUUAUCCGAUUUUUUUUUUUUGGAUACCGUUUUUGAAGUAUUGUUUCAUACGGAACAAAAGACUGGCUGGAAACGUUCUGCAUCUAAGGAAGGGUUAAAAGUGAUAUAAAUAUAUAUAUAUAUUUUUCCAUCUGCUUUUGUAUCUCAUACCAAUGAUAAGACAAUAUUGUAUUUGUUAUAUAUUUAAUGUCCUGUAUUUCAUAGUACUUUUUUUUUUCUGCUCAAUCUUUAACCGGAACAGUGUUACUUAGAAGCACGUCGAAACUUUUUGUGGGAUUUUCUAGUAGGGAUGACAGUAUUAAAUCCUGAUGGUUACAGCAGGAAUCCAGUAGUAUCUGCGGGACUUACCGGCCUAUCAGAUCAUCUGGACUACCAAGUAUUCAGGUCAAAGGUAGACAGUAUUCUAAUAAUCCAGCAUCCGGGAUUCGGGUCUAGCUGGUCUGGUCUGGUAAUGGACGUUUAGGUGCCAGAUUAUUGGACUUUUGCUGUAUAUUUUCUAUAUAUGUAGAAAUAUAAAUGAGACCACACUUCCGAACCAUUCCAUGGUCCAGUUUAAAUGUAUAGCUUCUCAGAGGUGGGGUUUAUAAAAUAAGGAGUGGCCUAUAAUUGCCAGGUCCUUAGCUCCUCAAAGGCGGGGCUUAUAAAAUAAGGAAUGGCCAAUGGAAGCCAGAUACAAUCUGGUGCCAACUUUCUGUAGGUUGUGGAAGUAUUUAAUGGUGUAUUCCAGUAUUUUAAAACAUAUCCCCUACCCAGAGGAUAAGGGGAUAAAUGUCUGAUCUCUUGGAUCCCCUGCGGUGUCCACAGCGGGCCCCGAAUCUCCCCACUGCAUGGUGCAUCGGUUCGGCACAUUCUGUAUGCAUUCUCCAUGGGAGAUUCAAAAAUGUUGUACUCUGGUAUCUCCAGCUCUCCCCUAGAGGGCACAUGGAGCAUGUUCUAACCCCGAAGUCCAUGCAGCGGGGAGAUUUAGGGCCCCGUUCUGGAGAUCAGACAGAGUACCCCUUUAAAGGGGUACUUUGGUGGAAAACUUUUUUUUUUUUUUAAAUCAACUGGUGCCAGAAAGUAAAUUACUUCUAUUAAAAAUCUUAAUCCUUCCAAUACUUAUUAGCUGUUGAAUACUACAGAAGAAAAUAUU